This is a messenger RNA of Bombina bombina (fire-bellied toad), 1396 nucleotides long. Its product is annotated as histamine N-methyltransferase. Gene Ontology annotation, molecular function: N-methyltransferase activity. The transcript has 7 exons. NCBI's taxonomy places the organism in Eukaryota, Metazoa, Chordata, Amphibia, Anura, Bombinatoridae. The coding region runs from base 319 to 1191 and encodes 290 amino acids. The record is from RefSeq and is a predicted model, not a curated record.
UUCAGCAUUUUACUUCUAAGAGUAAUUACUUGUUUAAAAUUGAUCAAGGGAAAGUGGGAAUUCAACUUUAGUUCUGAUAGCUUCAAGCACAAUAGCAAAUGUAUUAAAGAGUGCGGACAGUCUUUCAGCAUUUUACUUCUAAGAGUAAUUACGUGUUUAAAAUUGAUCAAGGGAAAGUGGGAAAUCAACUUUAGUUCUGAUAGCCUCAAGCAAAAUAGCAAAUGUAUUAAAGAGUGCUUCAUUUUCAAAAAAGGUAGCAGAGGAUCCAGACAAGGACUACAUCAUCCAAACAUCAGUAAACAAUCUUUGAUAUCUACAAUGAAACACGUGUUUGUAGAUUGUGUCAAAUAUGCACAGUCGUUGCAAACGUUUUUUGACCAUUCCAAUGAACAUGAAAGUUUAUUCAACUUUAUCAACACAAUGGUACCAGAAAUAAUAUCCAGUAUAGGAAAUAGAACUAUCCCUCUUCAUAUUCUUGGUGUGGGAAGUGGUUCAGGUGAAUUAGAUUUAGAAAUCCUUUCAAAAAUAAAAGAGGAAAAGCCUGAUACACCGAUCCUUAAUGAGGUGCUUGAGCCAAAUUCAGAGCAAAUAAAGCUCUUUAAAGAGCGUAUAGCAAAUGCACCAAAUUUUAAGAAUGUUAAAUUCAUGUGGCAUCCAAAAACAACAGAAGAGUAUAAGCAAGAUGUGAAGAUAGACAAUGGGCUAAGAAAAUUCGAUCUUAUUCACAUGAUCCAGAUGAUAUACUAUGUAAAAGACCCAUAUGCCACAGUUAAAUUCUUCAUGAGCUGUCUUGCACCUAAAGGAAAACUUGUUAUAAUUCUCUUGUCAAGAGACAGCCAUUGGAAUGCAUUGUACAGAAAACAUGAAUCCCUGCUACAGCCAAAUGAAGGAUUUACUUUGGACUUACAUUCUGAAGAUAUUAUAAAUGUUCUUGAUUCAAUGUCAGCCAAGUAUCAAACAUACAAAAUUCCCAGUGAAGUAGACAUAACUGAAUGUUUUCUUGAAGGAAGUAAGAAUGUAAAAGGUGUGUUGGACAUAUUGACUGAAAUACAUGACUUUACUAAUACAGCUCCACCUGAGUUAAAAGAGCAAAUAAUGUCUGAUUUAAGAAGCCCUGAGUUUAGCUUUGAAAAUGAUGGAAGAAUAUUUGUUACCACCGACCUCGUAGCAAUAGUGGCUGAAAACCGGUAAAGAAAGAAAACUACAACUCAAUAUGUUGUGAUCUGAACAUUUUGACACUGCAGUUUUAAUUUUUUUUUUUAUACAAAAAUAUAUAUACUUAAGUUUGAUUUUAUAGGAACAGUUUACUAGGCUUCUGUUGUAUCAAUAUAAAAUAACUAACUAAAAACUAUCACAUUACUGCAAAAUAUUUGAAAUAAAAAAUAAUAAAAUAAUA